This is a messenger RNA of Branchiostoma floridae (Florida lancelet), 676 nucleotides long. RefSeq names its product WAP four-disulfide core domain protein 3-like. NCBI's taxonomy places the organism in Eukaryota, Metazoa, Chordata, Leptocardii, Amphioxiformes, Branchiostomatidae. The transcript is spliced from 5 exons. Gene Ontology annotation, molecular function: peptidase inhibitor activity. The coding region runs from base 85 to 597 and encodes 170 amino acids. Gene Ontology annotation, cellular component: extracellular region. The record is from RefSeq and is a predicted model, not a curated record.
AUUCGGCACGCGUCAUAUGUACUAGUAUAUAUAAGGUUUUAUCUGUAAAAUUAUCCACAUUGUGAAACAAGUUCUCAGUGAAAAAUGUACUCCUGGAUUCUAGUAGCGGCGCUCGCGCUUUUGCGAGGAGUGUCUGGUCAGUUCGGGAUCUGUGCGGAGAUGUGCGUGCCCGGGGGGUGUCCGGAUGGUCAGGCCUGCCUGUCCAACGGCUGCGGACACACCUGUCAGACCGUCCCGUCAACCACCGUCGGGCUGGAGCAGUUCUGCCCGGAUACGACAGGCAUGAUCGGCAUCUGUGUGGAAGGUUGUGGUUCCUUUAGCUGGGGAGGGCAGUGGGCUCUGCAGAAGUUCGGCAGCUGUCCGGCCGGCCAGGCCUGCUGUUCUAACGGCUGCGGACACGUCUGCAUGCCUGUUCAACAAACACGGGUGAUCCCAGCCGAUCAGAAGGACUUGGCCAGUACCCUGCAGGACCUGAUCGACUUUCCCCUCGUCUGUGCGCUGUACUGCCCUUGCGGAUACAGCGGGCCCUGCAGCUGCCAGCAAUGCACCGUGUUGGAACCUUGGGAAGACCUGGUCAACCAGCCCAUCCUGUCUUAAGAGAUGACAUCACUUCAACCCGUUGACAGGCAUGAAGAAGUCAAGAACUGUCAUAACAAAAUAAAUCAUAACAAAAACA